CCCGAUUACAUACUUAUAUAAAAAAAAAUAAACAACUGUAGAAUGGAGAGCAGAUUUGUUGUCAAAGCGCAAACAUGGAAUGUAAACUACGAUUAAUUUAUAAAAAGACUACAAGAUAUUAUGUUAAACACAAUUCCGUUAAAUCAUUAGAUUUCUUAAAAAAAAGUUGUUUAUAGUAGGACUAACCUGUUUGAAAAUUUUGGGAGCUCGUUGAACUUGCGCUGUUUUCACUCUCCGUACGCGUUCUCGACGUAAAUAAUAAAUUCCAUGGAUUGUAGCUCGAAUAUUGUGAGUUGUUUUGGUUUUUCGGCUGGUUUUUGUUGUCCGAAUUCAUUAUUAUUUAUAUUUUUAUUUAGUAAAAACUUCACAAUGUUUUCGUGUGCACUGUGGAGCGCGCGCCUCUUGAUAUAACAACAAAUGAAUGCCGGUGCCGGAGUAGGUAGAGUUGAGCUGAGUGAACGCACGUGCAUGCUUAGCGUUGUUAUUAUGAUCCGAGCGUAGCCGAUAACACACGAAAACGACCGACGAUACGAAGAUAUUGUUGACGUAAUGCGGUUCGCUCAGUGGACAAUGCCAGAUCAACACAAAGACGUGGAAGUAGAACUGAACUUUGAUGAAAUUAUUACUAAUAGCUCAUUAAUAUACCAUUAAUGGAAUAUUUUGAAACGCUUUGUUAGGAUUUUGACAUGUACUGUCACAAUAGUUUCUACAAAAUAUUUUUGGGGAAUCGUGUAAUAUCGUUAUAAAAUAUUAAUUUGAUAAAUGUGUCAAACUUUUUACAUAAUAUUGAAAAUAAUAUUUCGAAAAAAAUUAUAUACUUUUUAGAACACAUCUUUUUGUUCACCCACUUUGAACCUGUAAUCACUGACAGACAACGUCAUUUUCUUAGUAUCAAGGUUUGAAAAUAAUCAAAUUAUUUUUACUAAAACGCAUAAAAGUUUUUAAAACACAAGACAGACAAGAAAUAAAAACACCAUGAAGAUACCCUAUAUCGUUCCUCAAAAUACACAACAAGCGUACGUGACGACCAAUGUGAUGAAAAACUCAUUGGCUGAGGCCAACCGUAAAAUAGUAGCGGAAAACUUUCAAUGGGAUGACGAUGUUACUCCUGCACCUUUAACUUACUUUUCUGCUCUUGCGCUAUCCAGAGCUUUCCAUAAAAUCAAUCCACUUCAUAAAAUUUUGCAAAAAGAUGUGGACAUGCUUAUGGACUUAUAUCCUGCGGAUAUACCCCUGAAAUGUAGCGUGCCUUACAUCAAAAACGAGCAAUAUUGGAAGAGGUCUUUUGCAACCAAAUUUCCAUCACGUUUAGAACUUGGAGUAACAUUUUGGAAAGGAAAGUUUUUAUCGGCUUGUUUACAAGAUUACUUAGAAAAUGUUAACUGUGAUGUUUUCAUUGAGGAAGAUGCUGUUGAAUUAGCUCAGCUGGUGAGCCCAUAUAUUUACGAACUAGGUCUUAAUCAGUUGCAAAUGGCUAGGCAGCCUACCCCACCAGUUCCUUAUGAAGAUAUUGUAGAAGACACAUGUGUUUUUAGUGUGCCAAAAGUGUACGACCACAUUCCUUUGGAGCCCGUACUAGCAAAAUUAUAUAACCUGCAAGAGAUCUCGUUAGUAUUUGGAUUAAAUGAUCAGCAAGACAAUUAUCAAACCAGAUUCUUUGAAUUUUCAAUGGCCGACUGCGAAUCACUUUGCCGAGGUGUCGAGGAUUUAAAAAAUCUCAGAACUUUUAGAAUUAACAGAAGUAAUUUAGAUUGUUCCAAGGUAAAACUUAUUUUGCAAAAUUUAGUGAAGAAAGAAAGUAUAGAAGAAUUGGAUUUCAAUCAUUGUAAGAUAGGUGACUACGGCAUGAAAGCUUUGGGUGGUUUUAUUUUUAUACAUAAGAAUGUAAAAAGAGUCCGAAUAGCAAACAACAGAUUCAAGGAAGUCGGUGUGCAAGGAAUUGCAUAUGCUUUACAAAUGAAACCUGCAGCCCCAAUAGAAUUGAUAGAUUUUAGUCUGAAUCCUAUGUCUCUUGAAUGUGCAACGACAUUUGCUGCAGCUUUUGUUCGUUGUAAGGAGAAACCCCAAACGCUAAUCGUCAAUUCUUGCGGAUUUAAAGGCGCAUCCGCUGAAAAGAUGGCUGGCCUACUUAGCCUAAACAGAGGUUUAACCAGAUUAGAUAUGGCGGCUAAUGACUUAUCCGGAGAAGCAGAAAAAACUCUUAUCAAGGCACUCGAACAAAACAAAAAGAUUUUGAAACUAGAUUUACGUAGAACCCAUAUUUCUGAUGAAACACAGACUAAGGUGAAUGAAAUUUUGGAAAGAAACAAAAGCUUACUUGGUCAGGAAACGGAACCAAGUGACGAAAUACCACCACUGUAUCUCAAUGAGCCCGAGUAUCUCAUUUGGGAAUACAACCCUAACAAUCCAGAUCACAUCCCGGGCAGAUAUCCGGAGAGAAUUCGCGAAGUUUAAUUUGACAGACAUUAAAUUUGUGAUUAUUAACAAUAUUAAUUGUUUAGGAUCCAGUAUUUUCAAUAAAUUUUGAUUUGCUUUUUCAGUAUAUUACUUUUAUUUGCCCAGUACAACUAAUUUCAGUACACUCACUUAAUGGUAUUGUAGUAUGGUAUUUUCUUAAAUUAUUAAAGUUCAGUCACAGCCACACUAAAAAAAUCCAAUUACUUUCGUGGUUUUUAAGGAUUUUAAUGUUUCUGAUCUAUUGCAGAGGGUGUAGAAACAAACACCCGGCAUAAGUUUGCAAAAGCUUUCAGGUUGUUAUUAAUUCUUUUGGAGAUGCAAUAGCGUACUUGGACUAUCUAAUUAAUGCAUUGCACACUAUGUGUACCUACAUACUUCAAGGACGAAAAUGAAUGCCUAUGGAUGGUUAAGUUAUUUAUUGAUGUACAUAUUUCCAUAAAAUAUUAUCGUUUGGUUUCAGCAUCUGUAUCACGCAAUGUUUAUUUUAAUAUCAUGAUUCUUACCACGUGCGAUCACGAAUACCGAUACAUAUUAUGCUGUUUUAUUUUUCUCUAAUUAUGUUUACUUUAUUACAUACAUUGAUAAAUUAUUUACGACUUUGAUUUGCUCAAAGUUAUAUUUAUUACAAACUCAAACUGAUGCAUGGUCUUAUAUGCAUGGGUUUUUAUUCGUAUUAUAUAAAAAUGUUAUUUGAAUUAACUCAUAAAUUUCUUUGGAUUUAUAUAAAAAUUUGUAUUUUGAUGUAAUGGGAAUAAAUUUUAUAGAUUCGUUAUUAAUUAUAAUUAAUCACAAUCUGUAAUUUCCUCUUCUCAAGUGGAGUAUUAUAGACAAAUCGUGAAUUAGUUGCUUCCGGG
Chilo suppressalis (striped riceborer) is the source of this 3311-nucleotide messenger RNA. The record is from the annotation of a GenBank genome assembly. NCBI's taxonomy places the organism in Eukaryota, Metazoa, Arthropoda, Insecta, Lepidoptera, Crambidae.